Messenger RNA from Anopheles darlingi, 1506 nucleotides. Its product is annotated as chitinase-like protein Idgf4. Gene Ontology annotation, cellular component: extracellular region. Gene Ontology annotation, biological process: chitin catabolic process; carbohydrate metabolic process. The transcript has 2 exons. NCBI's taxonomy places the organism in Eukaryota, Metazoa, Arthropoda, Insecta, Diptera, Culicidae. The record is from RefSeq and is a predicted model, not a curated record. The coding region runs from base 65 to 1354 and encodes 429 amino acids. Gene Ontology annotation, molecular function: chitin binding.
GCUCGUUUUUGCGAACGUAAUUUCAUCUAUCAAUAGUUUGUCUUUCCUGGCGAUUGUUCUAACGAUGAACGAAACCGCGAGAAGUAAUGUGAUGAUAGUGCUGAUAGUUAUCAUGGCCUGCACUAUGAUCACUAGUGCGUCAAAUGUGCCAAAAGUUCUUUGCUAUUACGAUGGAGAAGCUUCGCUUAAAUCAGAUGCUCUCUCCGGUAAGGUGACCUUAUCAGACUUAGCGUCCGCUUUGCCGUACUGCACACAUUUAGUGUAUGGGUAUGCCGGUAUUGAUUCUACCACUUAUCGCCUGAAGCCUCUCAAUGCGGCGCUCGAUCUGGAUUCUGGAAAAGGACAGUUCCGGGUUGCAACGGGCCUAAAGUAUCGGUUUCCGGGACUCAAGGUGUUUUUGAGCGUCGGGGCAUUCUAUGAUUUGUCCCAACGGGAGAAUUCGUCCGCGAAGUACUUGUCCCUGCUGGAAUCGAGUGAAUCAAGAGCGGCAUUCAUCGACAGUACGCGCAAUCUGCUAAAGGAAUACGGUUUCGAUGGUCUCGAUCUCGCGUGGCAGUUCCCUCAAUCGAAACCAAAAGGCAAUGCUGAUACAGUACUCGAUACGAAGGCUACCGAGCAUCGUGAGCAGUUCAUAUCACUUGUUCGAGAUUUGAAAACCGCAUUUGACCAUGAUAAGCUAGAGCUAGGAUACACACAGUUGCCACAUGUUAACGAGACCAUUUUCCUAGACAUUCCCAAGCUGAACAAUCUACACCUACAGUACAUCAGCAUCAAUGCAUUCGACCAACAAAUUCCGCAACGUAACCCAAAUGAAGCAGACUAUUUGGCUCCACUUUAUGAGCCACUAGGACGAGUUCCCGGUAAAAACAUCGAAGCGAGUGUGCAGGCGUGGACUAAACAAGGGACAGCUCCGGGGAAGAUCGUCGUCGGUAUUCCCACCUACGCUCGUGGAUGGAAGCUGGUGAAAGAAUCGGGCACGACUGGUGUACCUCCCGUGAAAGCUGAUGGACCGUCACCGAUCAAAUCGUACUCUAGCUACGCCGGAUACUAUAGCUACGGUGAAGUGUGUUCUAUACUCGCCAACCCCUCUGGUACAGCGGCAAAUGCCAUGCACAAGGUCCAUGAUCCCCGAUUUGGUCCCUAUGCGUUCCGUGUUCCUGAUGGAAAAGGGGAAAACGGAAUUUGGUUGACGUACGAGGACCCUGAAAGCGCUGCAAACAAGGCGCGGUACGUGAAGGCUGAGGGACUUGGUGGAAUCGCAGUCAAUGAUCUGGCGGACGAUGAUUAUAUGGGCAGAUGUUCCCUUGAAACAUUUGCCAUCACUCUAGCCGUUAGUAAAACUCUCUCCAAGUGAUCCAUAUCAAUAUGAAUAAUUUUUAAUGAUUUGAUACAGAACUUCUUCGAUAUAAUACUAAACCAAAACUUGUUUGAAGAAAAAGCAAAUCCUUGUUAAUAAACAUUUCUGCACCAGUCAACCGUUGAGUGCAUCAUUUAAAUUCAAUUCAU